Prorocentrum cordatum is the source of this 2276-nucleotide messenger RNA. The record is from the annotation of a GenBank genome assembly. Lineage: Eukaryota; Dinophyceae; Prorocentrales; Prorocentraceae.
UGCAUCCCAGAGCACUGGAGGAGGGAGAAGAGAAACGGGAAGAGCCAGGGAGGGUCAGGAGAAGGGAGAGGAGGGAUCUGAGGGAUCUGAUGAGUCCAGCCGUUCAUGGGCUGCUGGCACACAGGCCAAGACACCCCGUCUACGGGAGCAUCAGAGCCGAGCCAUAUGAUGGCCCAGCGGCGAAAGCCCAUGGAAGGCCUGGCCAAGCUUGGUGCUGGCAUAUCACUGACCACUCCCGCAAACGUGACGCGACGCCCCAUGACUUCCGAAUCCACCGGCCUUGAAGGCGAAAUGAUAUCAUGUUUGUUUUUGCGCAAAGGCAAGGCGCGGUGCAGCAGCAGUGGUCUGGCUGAUGGGGCAACGUCGGGCCUCCCCUCCGACGAAGCGCCACACAGCAUCUAAGGCAAGGAAAAUCUGCAUACCCCUUUGGGUGACUAUCGUACGAAAUCACUUCCUCCCAAAAUCCCAUCGGCAAAGGACGGGCAACUCGCCUCAUACAGUGCCCAGCUAAGUACCCUCGCCCGUUUGACAAGUGGCCCCGAUUGACAUAUUUGCCACUGGCAACAAGGAGGGUUCCAGUCUCCCCGAGUCUGGCAACAAGGAGGGUUCCAGUCUCCUCGAGUCUGGCAACAAGGAGGGUUCCAGUCUCCCCGAGUCUGGCAAUAAAGAGGGUUCCAGUCUCCCCGAGUGUUCAUCUGGCAAGUGGCACAAAUUGUCGAAUGGGUCAUCGGCGACAGCAUUGACAGGACAUCUCUGAGCCCAGAAGGGGAGAUCUCGGGCGAAAUUGGUUGAACCACCUCAGGUGUGGGCAUCCCCGAAAACACACCUCCAUAAGUUGGACCCUGUGAGUCAUACCAUUUGGACUCCCCUGGCGGCACGGAGUCCGCGCAGCGCGGCGUCGGGUGCGGCGUGGAAGACACACCGCCCCGCAUAUGCAACACGCCUGGUUGGCCGUGUAACCGAAAUUCUCGUAUCCGUCGCCCCAUUGUGAGCACGUCGAUCAAUCAUAUAGUGGACCCUGUGAGUCAUACCAUUUGGACUCCCCUGGCGGCACGUAGUCCGCACAGCGCCCGGCAGCCGCCGCGGCUUCGGAAUCUGCCUCCGCCUGCCCCUGGAGAUUGGAGCUGAACUCGAUCGAGGUCGCCAUUGGUACGCUGAGGCUGAGGACGAAUGCAACCGCGGACGACACGGUCCAAAGGCCCUUGUGGACCGCCAUCCCACGGAACGACGGAUGCUUGAGCCAAAAUGGCUACGGAACAAGUUGUAGGGGGUUCUUGGGGGCCUUUCGGGGGCUGAAGAGGCCCAGGGGCACGGUGCAUCCACGAAGAAACCUCCCUGCCCGCUGCCGAAGCCGCUGCCCAUGAGACGACCUUGGUGGGGCGAAUCUCCCAGUCUUCUUCCAGGUCGAGUAGGGCUUUAGAGUCCACCACGGUGAACUUGCGGGAAUGCACGACGACUACCUCCUGGCUACCACAGGCGUCCCCCUCUCGGCAGAGGUGCGCUACCUUUGCAGGGGCCCGGUCCAAGGCGGCCCUGAGCUGGGGGUCGGUGCAGCCAUGCGCUCGGGAGCAAGGGAAGUCCUGCCCAGGGCGCUUGUCUUUCUUUAUGGGAUCUCCGUUCAAACCCCGAUCCAGACGCAGCCUCUCCCCAUCGAUCUAGCCCAUGGGGUGGUUGGGGGGCUGGGGAGCGGCCAAUCACUCCGCGCCAGGAUGGUGUCCUCGAAGAAGUUGUCGUCCACGGGCAGAGCGCCAAGCCCCCUCCUGUCCAGUUCCAGGAGGAAGAGCCGGUUCGCCUCAACUCGGGUAAACCAUUCCCUGGAGAAGGGAGACUUUCCCAAGCGCCAGCAAGCCCAGAAGAAAGGGCGGAUCCCCCAGUCGGAGACGACGAUGAUGGCCGCGAGGCGCAUGGCCGCGGGGUAGACCAGCAGGCACCCAUCAGCGCGCGCCUUGAACCCCUCCCAACGUUCCCCCAAGAGGAAGGUGAGGGUCUCAUCCAGGUACCCGAGGGCGAGCCAGAAGAAUCAUGCGGUGAGGCCUGCCGCCGGGCGUGACGCACCUCAAGAAGCACUUCCUGGCGCCCGCUGGCGAACCAGUUGAUCUCCCAGAUUCUCUCCUCCUCGGGCUCCUCAAGGCUCUCGGGGAGGUUAUCCGGGCAGGCGCGGUCAGGCCAAGAGCACAAAUCUUCCCACGCGCCCCGCCACUGCGGCCAUUGGGGUUCAGGGACGACAUCCUUCCAAGCUAUAGCCAGCUCCAGCCUUGACGGCUGCGGAGGUGGAA